Messenger RNA from Zophobas morio, 1657 nucleotides. Its product is annotated as NEDD8-activating enzyme E1 regulatory subunit-like. Gene Ontology annotation, biological process: protein neddylation. The record is from RefSeq and is a predicted model, not a curated record. The transcript is spliced from 20 exons. Bases 25 to 1656 code for a protein of 543 amino acids. Lineage: Eukaryota; Metazoa; Arthropoda; Insecta; Coleoptera; Tenebrionidae. Gene Ontology annotation, molecular function: NEDD8 activating enzyme activity. Gene Ontology annotation, cellular component: cytoplasm.
CCGAAGUAAAAAAUAAUUAUUAAAAUGGAUGGGCUCACCGAAAAGCGUUACGAGAGACAAAUUCAAUUAUGGGGCGUUCAAGGUCAAACAUCGCUUAGAAAUUCUAAAGUCUGCUUGAUAAAUGCCGACGCAACUGGAACUGAAGCCCUCAAAAAUUUAAUUUUAGCAGGAGUUGGUUCUUUUACAAUUGUGGAUGACACGACAGUUAAGGAAGUUGACUACGGCAACAAUUUUUUCAUAGCAGAGGGUAAGCUUGAUCAUUCUAGGGCCGAAUGCACUUACGAGUUAUUGCAGGAGCUAAAUCCCGAAGUUACUGGAAACUUUAUUUCCGAAGGUGUUUUAACCAUUUUAAAGACCGAGCCAACUUUUUUUGAUAAAUUUUCUUUGGUAAUUGGUGCUAACUUAACAGAGAGAAUUCUACAAUACGUUGGGAGAGAUUUAUGGGACAAAAACAUUCCGCUUAUACUGGUCUUUGCUUAUGGGAUGAUCGCCUACGUCCGUAUAGUCCACGCUCUUCACACUGUGGUCCAAGGGCAUGUGGAUAACCUUCCCCACGACUUUCAGUGCGAUGCCCCAUUUCCGGCUCUGAAAAAAUUAAUUACCACUACCGAUCUCGAUUCGCUUGACUCAACGCAACUUCGGGAUGUGCCUUAUUUAUUAAUUAUUUUGUUUUACUUAAAAAAAUGGCUUGAAUUGCAUUCCGGUCGACCUCCCGAAACAAGAAUAGAAAAAGAUGAGUUUAAAAAACUUAUUCAAGAAGGUGGCAAGAAAUUUUCUGAAGGCAACGAAGUGAAUUUUGAGGAGGCCUUCUCCUUUGCUUUUUACGCUUGGCGUCGUUCAGAAAUCCCGUCAAACGUUCUCGAGGUUUUUAGGCAUCCGUGCUGUGAUAGUCUAACCAAAAAAAGCGACACAUUUUGGUUCCUAGCGCGGGCCGUCAGGGACUUCACUUUCUACGAUAACAACGGUCGUUUACCAUUGAGAGGUGUGCUGCCCGAUAUGACGGCGGGAACGGCCAACUACAGCCAGCUACUACUGCUAUACCAACAAGAGGCAGUUAAACACGCAUCGAUGGUCUCCGCAAGGGUUCACAACCUGCUGCUUCGCUGCGGUCUCCCAGAGGACUAUAUUGAUGACGAGGAGAUCAAAACGAUCUGCGAAAACUCGGCCACUUUAAAGUGUUUUGAAGGUACAUCCCUUCAGCAUGAAGAAGCUCGUUUAGACGACUUUAAUGUACAGCCCGCAGAGGUUUUUUCCUGGUACUUCUGUCUAAAGGCGGCUCGUUUCUUUCAGCGUAGAUACGGGCACUCUCCUGGAACGGGGACUAGCAAUUAUUUAGGCGACUUGCUGACCCUAAAGAGUUGUCUUGCGGAGGUUUUGAACGAAAUGAAGUCGAAUAGAAAAAUAGAAGACGAAUACUUAAUUGAACUUUGCCGCUUUGGAGCGAGCGAGAUUCACAGCGUGGCAGCGUGCGCCAGCGGUUUCGUACAUAUUAUCAUUAUCUUUUUUUAUAAGCUGGUUUAUGGGAGGGGUGCAACCAGGCAUCGCUGCACAGGAGGGGAUAAAAGUUCUCACCCGCCAGUUCUACCCCCUGAACAACGCACUGAUAGUGGACACAGUAACCGGGCAAGCAGUCUCCUUCAGAGUGUGACUGGCUAAU